GAUCGCCAGUUGCCAGUAACGGAGAAAGUGAGACGGCUUUUGAUUGGGCGCCUGCAGCGCGGAAGUGCCAGACAGAACCGACGUGUGGAAGCUGGAGCUAUGCUGCUGUUCUGCCCGGGCUGCGGGAACGGAUUAAUUGUGGAGGAGGGGCAACGUUGCCAUCGCUUCGCCUGCAACACUUGCCCCUACGUCCAUAAUAUCACCCGCAAGGUAACAAACAGAAAGUAUCCAAAGCUAAAAGAAGUGGAUGAUGUGCUUGGUGGAGCAGCUGCCUGGGAGAAUGUGGACUCUACUGCAGAGCCGUGUCCAAAAUGUGAACAUCCCCGUGCCUACUUCAUGCAGCUUCAGACCCGUUCAGCAGACGAGCCAAUGACUACCUUCUAUAAGUGCUGCAAUGCUCAGUGUGGACAUCGCUGGAGGGAUUAAGGGCAGGACUUGCCUAGCUGCAAGCAUGAAUUUUGUGUACUGAAGGUCUUUGCUAUAUGAUAGGAAGCUGACUCUACUGUGGUGAAGGACCAGGGUGAGACUUAGCUCAUCUGCAGGUUAGCAGAUAAAGUCCUUAAUAUAUAGGCCUCAGGUCCAUGGGAGAUAAACAUAAGGAUGCUCACUUGGAUUCAGGUCCUGUUCCUUACCAUUCAAACUAGGAACUUGGUUUGUAGUCAGUAUUUUUUUUGUCAAGACAGGUUUUCUUUGUGUGGUCCUUGCUAUAUAAACUAAGUUGACCUUGAACUCAGAGAUCCACCUUCCUCUGCCUCUGGAGUACUGGGGUUAAAGGUAUAUGCCAGCACUGCCAAUGAUAAUCUUGAACUGUCUAAUCUUUUUUCCUCCGUCUCAGAAGUGUUAGGAUUAUAAGUAUGUGAACUAUUUUCAUUUUAUGCAGUGCUGGGGAUUAAACUCUGAGCCUCAUACAUGCUAAAUAAGCACGCUACCAACUGAGCUAUAUCUCUAACCCUUUUUUUCUUUCUAGAGAAAUUAUGAAACUAUAAAAAUACUGAAAAUCAUUUUAAAAUUCUGGAAUUAUAUGAGUCAUAUUGUGUGAUUAGUAACUAAACAAAACUAUUCUGUGAAUUGGACUUUCUGGAUUGUUUUGGUAGGAAUUUAAAAGUAACAAAAAACA
Molecule: messenger RNA, 1117 nt
Organism: Grammomys surdaster
Lineage: Eukaryota; Metazoa; Chordata; Mammalia; Rodentia; Muridae
Gene: Polr3k
Product: RNA polymerase III subunit K
Exons: 3
Coding region: 100-426 (108 amino acids)
Biological process (GO): termination of RNA polymerase III transcription; DNA-templated transcription
Cellular component (GO): RNA polymerase III complex
Molecular function (GO): DNA-directed RNA polymerase activity; zinc ion binding; nucleic acid binding
Source: RefSeq, a predicted model, not a curated record